This is a messenger RNA of Plasmodium vinckei vinckei, 2208 nucleotides long. Its product is annotated as SET domain-containing protein 7, putative histone-lysine N-methyltransferase SET7, putative. The record is from RefSeq and is a predicted model, not a curated record. Lineage: Eukaryota; Apicomplexa; Aconoidasida; Haemosporida; Plasmodiidae. Gene Ontology annotation, molecular function: protein binding. The transcript is spliced from 7 exons. The coding region runs from base 1 to 2208 and encodes 735 amino acids.
AUGGAAACGAUUCUCAGAAAACUUAGACGAUCUAAUAAAAAAGACGAACCUGUCGAAGAAAUAGACGGAAUUGAUGAAGACAUCUGGGCCCAAGCUAAAACCCUAGAUUUCGAUGACGAUCCGUAUAAUUACAAAUCUAAUACAAAAUAUAAAAAAGAUAAUAAUAAAUUCGAAAAACGUGAAAAUAUAUCAGAAGACAUAUAUUUAGAAAAUGAUGAAUUAGAGAGUGACGAAUUAGAAAAUUCAAAUAAUAAAAUAAACGAAAAAUAUUAUAUAAAUUCCAUUUCAUUAUUGAAUGAUUAUUUACAUAAUGUUAGUAAAGAUGAAGCUAAGGAUCAUUAUAUAAAAAAGGGGAAAAAAUACUAUAAUAAAUAUCAGAAUGAUAAUAUAAAAAGGACAGAAUAUGAUCAAAAAGCUUUCAAUAAAUAUGCAUGUGAAACGAAAGAAUAUUUUGAACCAGACAAUGAAAUGAAUGUGCUUAAAGAAACAGCCAUUGAAAGGAUAAAAAUUAAAAAAUUAGAUAAAAAACAUCAGCACGUUGAAGAAACUCUAGAAGACGAAAUAUUAGAAGAUGAUGCUUUAGAAGAGGAUGUUUUAGAAGAGGAUGUUUUAGAAGAGGAUGAUGAUAUUAAUGAGGGUGAAGACUACGAAGUUGAAGACUAUGAAAUCGAAGAUGAAGAAGAAGAAGUAGACAAUAUUGAAUAUAAAUAUAUAGGAGAUACAAUAGAAUUAUAUGAUAAAGAAAACAAUGAGAAAUAUGAGGAAAAUCAAGCAGAUAAUAACAAUAAUGAAAAUAUAUUAGAAGAUAAAGAGGAAACAGUAAUUGAGGUAGAAGAAGAUGAAACAUAUGUUGAAGAAAAAUUAGAAAUAUAUACUAAUGAACAAAUAGAUAAUGAAGUAGAAAUUUCGCAAAUCAAAGGAAAAGGUAGAUGCAUGUUUACAAGAAAAGAAUUAAAUCCUGGUAAUAUAAUAUUUAUUGAAAAACCUUUAUUAAUUAUAAUUCCAAGUUUAAAUGAAACAUUAUGGGAAAUUUUAAAUAAUUUAAAUAAUGAACAACCUUUUGAGUUGCCACUUAGAUGGCAUUAUGCUGCAUUGUGCACAAUGACAAUGCUUAAUGAUGAUGAUUUUAAUGCAUGUAUUGAUAAAUGGAUACCAGAACCUGAUAAAGAUCCUGAUGAAGAUGUUUACAAUGUUUUAGAUAAAGUGUGUGAAAUUAAAACUACGAAAAGUGGGGGGAAAUAUUAUUAUUAUAAAAAUAAAUUAAUAGACCCCAAUGUUUACGACCGAAUAAUACAAGUAUGGCAUUAUAAUGCCUUUGGCCAUCACACCGAUUCUGAGGGUCUCGUUCUCUAUAACCGUAUUUCCAUGCUUGCCCAUAGUUGUAAUUCAACUGCUUGCUGGCAUUAUGGAGAAAAUGAUAGUUUUGUUUUACGAGCAAGAGUAAAAUUAAAUGUCGGGGAUGAACUUACAAUAUCAUAUCUCGGGGAUGACGAUUUAUAUAAAUCAUCUAACAUCAGGAGAGAAAAACUCACCAACUGGUUAUUUGUUUGCAUGUGCAAUCGAUGCUCCAACCCUGUGGAUUACUCAAGAGGAUUUAAAUGCGCAACUUGUGGAAUAGGAACAUUUUUUAUAAAAAGUGAAUAUGAUUGUGAAACGCCAAUAAUAACAAAAUGUAACAUUUGUCUAUCAGAAGUAUCUGAAAGUACAGCUUUAGAAUACAUUGAAUAUGAAAAUAGUUAUAUCGAACGACUUGAAGAAACAAAUAAAAAUGAUUUAGCGGAUGCACUAUCUGUAUAUAUACAAGCUGACAAAAUAUUUACUCAACAUUGGGUAAUGUAUCAAUUAUAUACAAUACUAUUCGAAGGAUAUCGAGAUGCUUGUGAAUGGGGGAAAGCUAUAUAUUAUCAAAUGCAGAGAAUUCGAUAUGCCAUGGAAGUAAUACCUAGAGCUAAUUAUGUACUAGCUUGGCUAUACGAAGAAUUAGGCGAAAUUCAUGCUAAUUCAAUCAAUACUGACAUAUUAACAACAGAGGAUGAUUAUAAAAUUACCUAUGAAGAAAAAAAAAGGAUUUGCUCAUUUUUUUUAAGAUCGAUACACUUAUUAGAAAUAUUAUGUGGGUAUUCCCACGAUUACCUAAAGGAUUCAUUGAACAAAUACUACAGAAUUGAUGGACUAACUGCUACGGACGCAUUGCAAACAGAUGAAUAA